Acanthaster planci (crown-of-thorns starfish) is the source of this 1588-nucleotide messenger RNA. RefSeq lists its product as uncharacterized. The record is from RefSeq and is a predicted model, not a curated record. Lineage: Eukaryota; Metazoa; Echinodermata; Asteroidea; Valvatida; Acanthasteridae.
CAGUCAUGACAACGAGAACAUGUUGUAAGCCAUCACAUUCGCUGAAGAGCACACACUUUGCAGUUCAAGGUUCCCCAAAACAUCGGACGUCUUUUUCUUCCUUUUAAUAAAAUAUAAGUAAACGUAGCUCAUGUAUUAUGCCCUUGCGUAUGCAACAAGCACUGAAUGUCGUGCCACCUAGCAAAGAGCGUCACACAGAGGUGAAGAUCGCCCUUGCCCGGCGAGAUCUCGCCCUGACCCGCGGAGCCAUGAGUAUUCCAUGGCGGGGAUCGCACCAGGCUUUACCGCCAAGCAAGAGCAAAAUUUUUACCAAGCUGUUCGAAAAUUCGAAGCGUAUGUUCGGCGAUCCAGACCAGAAGCUGACUUGCUUGUACGAUCGAAUGAUUUUAGCUGGCCGUGGAACACCUAUGGACAAAGAUCUAUUAAAAGCCCCGACAUGCUGCCGCUAUCACUGGCUUCAGUACCAAACCGGUAAGCAACGACUCAUCGAUGCUGUUCUACCGUAUGAAGACCUGUUUCAACCGCCCACCCCGGUCUCCAAAGCCCUGCGAAACCUCCGUAAACCCGAUCAGCUUUCCAGAAGAGUUUGGUGUGAUUUGAACCGGAAUGCACGAGUACAGGCAACCAUUGCCACUGUAAUCGUCAGAUGGCACAAUGUACGCAAUGAUCCUGGUUAUGACAUAGACUCUCUAUACGCCACGCUGCGCCCUUACGGUGAGAUCGACAACAUUGUUCAGACCAGUCCUCUCAGUGCGCGAGUCAUGUUCUGUGAUCUCCAGGCAGCCUGUCAUACUGUGGCCGAACACUCCUUAGGACGACCUGACAACCCUCUGCUGUGCCUGUGGUAUCACAAAUCCAUGAAGAACAAGCGCUUUUACGUUAGAAGGCGACAUCUCCAUGUUUCUUUUGACCCAUCUGCUACUUAGACUAUGUAAACAUUAUUGAACACAUGCACUAUAAAUUGUUUUAACACAACACACCAAAAAUGCAGAACGAGGAGGAAAAUGCCGACACAUUCAUUUGAAUAUAUUUUUAUAAUAAAUUCAGUUAAGCACACAUGAUACAUAAAUCUGAAACUAGGACAAAUAUGUUUAAAAGCUUAUUUCUUACACUCUACAAAAUAAUUCCAUGUAACAGUCUUUGAUUGUGGGUUAAGCAUAGUAGUUCCAACCUGAAUAAAACUACGAAUGUCAACUAUGAAUGUCAAGUAAACAGUCAUGUUCAUCAUUAAUUGUUAAAAAUCAAAAUUGAAGCUGCCCAACUUUCCAGCAUGGAAAACAAGGUGAAAACUUAAACAACACUUUUAUAGGAUUAUGUAUUUACAAGAUUGUAUGGUAAAAAUAUAUAAAUUAAAUGGUAUAGUGAAAUAUUAUAAAUAUAUGCCGUCAAAAAUAUGAAUUUACUGUAUAGAUAGGUAAAAGUUAUUUUGUUCACACGCACCAUGUUAAAGCAACGUUUCUGCAAAAUGGGUGGAAUAACGUUUGUUUUUUAUAUUUAAAGAAAUCAGUUUUCAAUGCUUCAAGUAAAAAAAAAAACAAAGUCAUGCAUGCAAAUGGAAGAGCAAAAGAGAUUUAUGUAAAAUUCCCAG